Molecule: messenger RNA, 387 nt
Organism: Lathyrus sativus (Indian pea)
Lineage: Eukaryota; Viridiplantae; Streptophyta; Magnoliopsida; Fabales; Fabaceae
Source: the annotation of a GenBank genome assembly
AUGGAUGAUCGUGAAAAUGGAAGGCACAAAGCAGAUCAAUAUAAAUCUGCUCAGGGACAGUGGUUGAUGCAACAACAUCAGCACCAGCAUCCUUCCAUGAAGCAGAUUAUGGCAAUCAUGGCUGAACGAGAUGCUGCCAUUCAAGAAAGAAAUCUGGCCCUUUCCGAGAAAAAAGCAGCACUUGCAGAACGGGACAUAGCAUUCCUACAGCAGGAUAAUACAAUUGCGGAACGAAAUAACGCACUUAUGGAAAGAGACAAUGCAAUAGCAACCCUUCAGUUUCGAGAAAACGCUUUGGCUAAUGGCGGUAUGUCAUCAUGCCCUCCAGGAUGUCAAAUUUCACGGGGAGUUAAGCAUAUACAUCAUCUUCCGCAACAGGUAAACUAA